AGUGAUAAAAAAGUGACUGGUGAUUGUCUAACUAUGUAACCACAUGUUGAAUGUAAUUAUAGUGGAUCUAAUUAAUUUUUUAUGUUAUUAAUUUAAUUUUCCUGCAAUCGUCAUUAGUGCACUUGAUGUUACAUUGUCGGACAAUCGUUUAGAAUGAAUUAUUGCAAAUUCCAUUCCUCUGUAAUUUCAGGAGGAAAACCCCUCAUCAUGAUCAUACAAUUACUUGACUUGCAUCUUUUAUACUAAGAAAUGACUUCAUUGGUCAGUCAUCUUCGUGUGUAGUUUCACUUCUGCUAUGCUUUUGACACCUUUCAGAAUAAUCCUCAGAAGUUUUGCAGGUUCUCGUUUUUCAGCCCUCUCCAGCCUUUGGUGUCGCAAACAGGAUAAGCUUUCAACCUUAAACUUUUACUCAGACCAAACCACCAUGCUCGCUGUGGAUCAUACAUUAAAAGACUUUCCGCCAGGGCCUUUGGAUGUUUACAGGAAGAAAGCCUCUUUUGAUUGGAGAAAGUUAAAGCUGCUACUGGAGGACGAAAAACUGUGGAGAUUUAAGGUGAAAAUAUGGCAGGCAUUAGAAAGUGAUCCAAUUUUUCGGCAUGUUGAUGAUUUGCCUUUAGAUGCUCAAAGAGAACUAGCAACGAAAAGGAUGUACAGGGUCCGAGCGAUGAAUUUCUUGCCCUUGGAGGAUAUUUUAGAAGAUCCUAGACUGCCGCUCACCAUGAUGAUAGCAUUGUUCCAGUAUGAACCAUCUAUGACAGUCAAAUACUCUCUUACGUUUUCAAUGUUUGGCAAUGUUGUACUAGGUCUUGGGUCAGAAAGGCAUUUCCACUAUUAUGAAGAAGCUCUAGAAGGAAAGAUUUUAGGUUGUUUUGCUUUAACAGAGAUAUCGCAUGGCUCCAAUGCCAAAGGGAUGAGAACCAUAGCAAAGUAUGAUCCAGCGACUCAAAAAUUUCUCCUCCACUCACCUGAUUUUGAAGCUGCUAAAUGUUGGGUCGGUAACCUAGGAAAAACUGCCACCCAUGCAAUUGUCUAUGCCAAACUCAUAACUCCAGAUGGGAAGGACCACGGUUUGCAUGCAUUCGUGACAAAAAUUCGUGAUCCUGAAACAAUGCUUCCUUACAAAGGUGUGACUGUCGGGGAUAUGGGUCACAAAGGCGGAUUAAAUGGCAUUGAUAAUGGGUUUGUCUUGUUUGAUAACUAUCCUGUUGAUCGGGAAGAUCUUUUAAACAAAACUGGUGAUGUCACUCCUGAAGGAGAAUACGUAACUCCAUUCAAAGAUCCCAAUAAGAGAAUAGGUGCAAAUUUUGCAGCCUUGUCUGCAGGUCGAGUCGGCAUAGUCAGCAUCUGCCUAGCUUAUAUGACAAAAGCAGUCCCUAUCGCAGUACGAUAUGCAGCUACUCGUCGACAAUUUGGACCAGAGAACAAAGAAGAAUUGCCUAUUCUAGAAUACCCUCUUCAUCAAUGGAGACUGAUUCCGUAUCUAGCUGCAGCAGUGGUUUUGAAGAAUUUCGGUGAAUUUUUCAGUGCAGCUCUUGCAGAGACCUCAAAAGCUGCAUUUUUGAACUUGCAUCAGGAUGAUACCAGCAAAGAACAAGCAGCUAAACUGGGGAUUGAAAUACACACUCUGUCAAGUUCAGCAAAACCAGUAGCUGCAUGGAUUACUAAUCUUGCGAUUCAAGAAAGUCGGGAAGCAUGUGGAGGUCAUGGCUACUUAAAAAUUGCGGGACUGUGUGACCUCCGAGAGGAUACAGAUGUAAAUGCAACCUAUGAAGGCGACAACAAUGUAUUAAUCCAGCAAACAAGCAACUGGUUACUACAACUAUGGUCUAAAAGGAAGACUCCUGGUGUGUUUGAUUUUCCAUUAGGCUCAGUCACAUUUAUUGCUGAUGCAGAUAAAAUAUUAAAUUCCAAGUUCACUGCGACAAGUGUGAAGGAGGCAGUUUCACCUAAAGUAUUGCAAGAUGCAUUCCAAUGGUUGAUUUGUCACCUUCUGAAGUCAACAGCUGCCAAAAUUGAAACUUUGUCGAAGAAAGGCUUCGACUCAUUCAGUGUCAAGAAUCAUUCCCAAGUCUACUUAGCAAGAACGUUGUCUCUAGUAUACUGCGAGCAUUUCCUACUGAAGAAAAUUUUGGAGCGAGCUGAAUCCGUCAAAGCUGAUGAGAAAUUGUACAAGAUUCUUCUGAAGGUGUCCUCUCUCUAUGGUGCAUGGUCUUUGGAGAAACAUCUCGUAACCAUGUAUCAAGGGGGUUAUGUAUCAGGUGCUUUACCAGCCACUAUAUUGCGAGAUGGAAUUUUGGACUUGUGCUCAGAGCUGAAAGACGAUGCUGUUUCCUUAGCAGAUGUGAUCGCUCCCUGUGAUUUUGCGCUCAACUCUGCACUGGGAAUGUCUGAUGGAGAGCUCUAUAAAAACUUUCAAAAAGCUCUCUGCGAAUCUCCAGACACAUUCACACGGCCCAGUUGGUGGAGGCAGGUGACAUUUUGGGAGGCAGCUUUGCCGGCCAGUAAACUAUAACUCAAUAACAUCAUUUUAAGUUGUAGAAAAUAUAUUGGGCCAAUUUAAAAUGAGUUAUCAGGAACUCAAUAUUAGCCUUAAUAAUUGCUCACUUUUUAUAUUUUCAGGAAAAAAUACAGGGUACUUAGCUUUUUUAUGAAACUCUCUCUUUAAAGCUGGAAAUUACUUGAUUACAUUGAUAGGAAAAGUGAAUCUCCUUAGAAAAAUUUUAUUUUUUUAAUAAAAUGAGUUCAUUCACUUUUUGAAAUCACCUCUUCUUGUUUCGAAUCUCUACCAAAGUAACUACUUAAGCCGAUAUUGAACAUCGCACAUUGUUAGUUUUCUAAUUUUAAACUAUGUUCCUUGAAUUGUAAAAGACACUCUCUUCAAGUGAGAAAUAAUAUUGUAAUUGGUUACAUUGCUAUUAGGUAAGGUGAAUCUAAUUUUUUUCUCACCUCAUAUGACAUUAUUUGAACUCUGUGGUCUGACAAAUUAGUGUAAAACUUCUGUUUGGGGCAGCCAAAAACGGGUAAUGGGCUUUUAUCCAUUAUAAUUAGAUUGCAACUAUUUUUUAAUGUUUUCAAGUUGCUAAGAAUUUUACUUUGUAUACUGAAACAACAUCACAUGUUUUUUUUUACUGUUAUUUUUUACUUGUUGUUUUUAUUGAUAGUCUAUACUUAUUGUUGUUUUGUAUUGUUUCUUUGAUUAUAUUUUUUGGACAGAUCUC
Bemisia tabaci is the source of this 3218-nucleotide messenger RNA. RefSeq names its product peroxisomal acyl-coenzyme A oxidase 3. Gene Ontology annotation, cellular component: peroxisome. NCBI's taxonomy places the organism in Eukaryota, Metazoa, Arthropoda, Insecta, Hemiptera, Aleyrodidae. The record is from RefSeq and is a predicted model, not a curated record. Gene Ontology annotation, biological process: fatty acid beta-oxidation using acyl-CoA oxidase; lipid homeostasis. Gene Ontology annotation, molecular function: fatty acid binding; pristanoyl-CoA oxidase activity; FAD binding.